AUGUCUUUGAGAUGCAGACAUGCGGUAAUUCUCCAAAGCAUGGAGAAGUUCUCAGUAGCCAGUCUGCAAGCGCUCGUAAUCAUCGCUUUCGAUAUCAUCGGCAGCGGUAGAGGGCCGUCCGCAUGGAGCGUGGUUGGUUCAAUGACUCGGACUGUCGAGCAACUGCGUCUCAGCGUAGAGGAUGGAGACGCUGGCGCAGGGAAAGACGCCCGAGAAUUCUUGAUCCGGCGUAUGUCUUUUCUCCGCGAGUCUAACAGCUGGAUCGAGUCGGAAGAGCGGAGGAGGGUCUUCUGGAAUGUCUUCCUCAUGGACAGGUUCUGCAGCGUCGCUACAGGUUGGAAUAACAGUCUGACCAGCGCCGACGUCCGCCGACGCCUGCCUUGCGAAGGCGCGAUCUGGCAAGCUGGAAACCCCGUUAGGACCCCCUACUUUGGCAUCGCUGAGCGGUCUUCGCCGUCCCAGCAUGUUCUGACUCCCACAAGCGAGCGUCAUCCAGCAGACGAAGAGGAAGUGGAGUCCAUUGGCGGCUUUGCUUUCUGCAUCGAAGCAACGGAGAGCCUGAAUCUGGUUACAGCCUUCUUCCUACAGCAUGCUAUCGACUUCAUCGAUCCUCAAGGCAUCCAGAUGUGGCUCAUGAGAUUUAAGGAAUUGGAUCUGCGGCUCGUUAAAUGGAGACUCUUUCUUCCACCAAAGUGGAGAAAUGCUUCAGUGCUUAACCAAGACGGCAUCAUGGACCCAAAUCUUACACUGGCACACAUCACCCACAAUACCGCCGUCAUCCAGCUUCAUCAAUGCGUGGCUUACCCCUCGCCGCAGUGGCGCGCGUGUCCCGUGUCGCUCCCCUCAGCAAACUCUGCGGAGACUUGUAUCACUGCAGCUUGCGAGGUUAGCACGAUAGCCCAACAAUUCCUCCACCUUAGUCCUGGAAUCACAAGUCCGCAGUUUUCAUUCUGCCUUUUCAUUGCGGGCCGCGUGCUUUUGGCUCAUUCGGCGUACAAUGGGACUGGACUUCAUCCUGCCUUCGACCCUGUUACGUCCUCGCUGACGGAGAUUGCUCGCCGAUGGACGGGCCGCCGAGAUCCAUCGUCUACGGGCAACGAGCUGCCGGUUAGUUCAGCGCCUUACCAAUACACCGAGUCCCCAGAGGAGCAGGAUGAGAACCUAGCCUCGAAGUUUAGUAAGCGCUUAGAGCAUGCCCGACGGAGAGUCGGAUCAGAACGUAAUAAUAGUCAAGAUCCCACUCUUGACAUACACCAACCGGUCUACUCGGAUCAGAUGGACCAGUGCCGGACCGGAAGCACUAUGCCCCGUGAUGCUGUAUCGAGUCCGAUCCAGCGCCAACAAGACAUAGACGGGGCAACAGUCGCGUUGGAUGGAAUGGACCAUUCUGAAACUGGGUACUCCCCAGACUCGAUCUCUUUGGCCUUUCCCCCUUUGCCUGUGUCUUUCGAACGGUUUCCGGAACAUGCCGAGGCCAUAGGCUCUCUCGGCUCUCAAUCCAGAGUGCACUUUGAAGAUGGCGACCUUCACCAUGGCGCGCAGAACGUGUCUAGUCAGCAAAGCCAUCCAAUGCUCAACGUGAAUCUCGAUGACAUGUUCGGCGAUCAGUAUCACCAAUUGCUACGAGUCAGCACUUUUGCCGACGCUCAUCAAACGUACGCGAACUAUAUCAGUUCCGAUGGGCAGGGUUUGUAA
Coniosporium apollinis CBS 100218 is the source of this 1695-nucleotide messenger RNA. RefSeq lists its product as uncharacterized. Gene Ontology annotation, molecular function: zinc ion binding; DNA binding. The record is from RefSeq and is a predicted model, not a curated record. The coding region runs from base 1 to 1695 and encodes 564 amino acids. NCBI's taxonomy places the organism in Eukaryota, Fungi, Ascomycota, Dothideomycetes. Gene Ontology annotation, cellular component: nucleus. Gene Ontology annotation, biological process: DNA-templated transcription. The transcript has a single exon.